AAGAAGCUUUCCAAAACAAUCUACAUCGAUCUUUUCUUGUUUUUCGUUCAACCAGAAAAAGAAAUUUCAUAAUUAUGUCUCUUUCAAUAGUUUCAGCUGCUGCUACUUCAGUUGAAAAUACUGCAAAGGAAGAAACUAAUCGUCGGUCAGCUAAUUUUCAUCCUAGCAUUUGGGGGGAUCAUUUCCUCUCAUAUGCUACUGAGUCCAUGGAAACUGAUCAUACUGCAAGGCUACUAGAACUAAAGGAAGAAAUUAGAAAAUUGAUAAUUGCUGACACGAAAAAGCCUGCAGAGAAACUUGACUUGAUUGAUGCAAUCCAAAGGUUGGGCGUGUCUUAUCAUUUUGAAACUGAGGUUGAUGAAAUACUAGCAAAAGUCUACAAGGCUCACCGAGACAGUGAUCUCAGAGAUGACUUAUAUUCGACCUCUCUUGAAUUCCGAUUGCUAAGACAACAUGGUUAUAAUAUUUCUUGUGACAUUUUCAACAAGUUCAAGGACAACAAUGGGAAGUUCAAGGCAUCUCCUGAAAAAGAUGUUCGAGGAACGUUAAGUUUGUAUGAAGCCACACAUAUCAGGGUGCACGGAGAGAAGAUACUCGACGAAGCGCUCGCUUUCACCACCACUCACCUUGAGUCCAUUGCAGCCCAACUUGGCCCUCCAAUUGCAGUUCAAGUUAAGCAUGCCUUAAAUCGUCCAAUUCGCAAGGGCUUACAGAGGAGCGACGCUAGACAUUACAUGAGCAUCUUUCAAGAAGAUGCUUCCCAGUCCCACAAUGAAGUUCUAUUAGCCUUUGCAAAGUUAGAUUUUAACAUAUUACAAAAGAUGCACCAGAUUGAACUCAGUCAUAUUGCAAAGUGGUGGAAAGAUUUAGACUUUGCCCAUAAGCUACCUUUUGUAAGAGACAGAGUGAUAGAAUGCUACUUUUGGAUAGUGGGAGUGUAUUUCGAGCCUGAAUAUUCUCUGGCUAGAAGGAUAUUAACCAAAGUGAUUGCGAUGACUUCUGUUAUCGACGAUGUCUAUGAUGUGUAUGGUACAAUUGAAGAACUUGAGCUUUUUACCGAAGCAAUUGAGAGGUGGGAUGUCAUCAGUGCCAUGGAUCAACUGCCUGGGUACAUGAAACUGUGCUAUCAGGCUCUCCUUGAUGUUUACAGUGAGACUGAGAAAGACAUGGCCGAUCAAGGAAGAUUAUACCUCCUUCAUUUUGCAAAAGAAGCGAUGAAGACAUUAGUUAGAAAUUACUUCUGUGAAGCCAAAUGGUGUCAUAAAAUAUGUACCAUCACAUGGAUGAUACAUGACUGUUGCAUUAGUUACCUCUGCUACUCAAUUUCGAACAAAAGAGAGGCAUGUUGCUCAAGCAUUGAGUGUUUCAUGAUACAACAUGGUGCAACCGAAGAAGAAGCACGCAAUGAAUUUCAAAAACAAGUAAUGGAUGCCUGGAAGGAUAUAAAUGAAGAAUAUAAAUGA
Pistacia vera is the source of this 1463-nucleotide messenger RNA. Its product is annotated as (-)-germacrene D synthase-like. The record is from RefSeq and is a predicted model, not a curated record. Bases 75 to 1463 code for a protein of 462 amino acids. The transcript is spliced from 8 exons. NCBI's taxonomy places the organism in Eukaryota, Viridiplantae, Streptophyta, Magnoliopsida, Sapindales, Anacardiaceae. Gene Ontology annotation, molecular function: terpene synthase activity; magnesium ion binding. Gene Ontology annotation, biological process: diterpenoid biosynthetic process.